GGCCGGACCUGUGUUCUUGAGAGCUCCCAGAGACUGAUUUACUGCCAUCUGUUACAAAUGCCUUCAUCAGCAGACUCCGCUGAGGUCCCAGUCACCAAACAUCUUUCUUUAUUUACACGUACACACUUCAAUUGAUCAAGACAUGACAAUCUGAUCAGACAUGGGCAACUGGCAAUCGCAACCCUACAUUAUUGAUGAGUAUGAUUCAGAAGAUGAAUAUGAAGACACUGAAUCAAGCCUGCCAUCUGUAAAUCUGCAGACACCUGAAGAUCUCCAGACGUCAGCUAAUGAGCAGACACAUGUUAAUGAGCAGACACAUGUUAAUGAGCAGACGUCAGCUAAUGAGCAGACGCAUGUUAAUGAGCAGACGCAUGUUAAUCAGCAGACGUCAGCUAAUGAGCAGACGCGUGUUAAUCAGCAGACGCGUGUUAAUCAGCAAGCGUGUGUGGAUGUGCAGGUGGUGAGCACGUUGGUCCGGGAAGUGGAGGAGCUGCUCUCUCACCUGGCUAACGAGGACUACCAGGCAGCCAAUCAGAUUGCACGGUCGCUCAGGUGUGAGACACAUGGAAUGUAUGCAGACAAAGAUGACAAAGAGCACAGCCAAACAAAGCCAAGUCCAAGACGGACGAUUCCUAAGUUGACUACGAGACCACGAUCUGACAGUGACAAGUCACGUGAUCCACAAUCUGACAGUGACAAGUCAUGUGAUCUGCGAUCUGACAAUAACAAGUCAUGUGAUCUGCGAUCUGACAAUAACAAGUCAUGUGAUCUGCGAUCUGACAGUGACAAGUCGUUAGACGAGUUUUGGCGUCACGAGAUAAACAGCAGUCCUGUCAACAGUGCACUGCUGUCUUCUGCGGCCAUCUUCGAGAAUGUGGAAAAUGUUGAAGAUUCCGUAAAAGAGGCAGACAUUGUUUUCAGUGAAUCCAGUGAUGCCGAUCUCCCAGCUGUAGACAAGUUAAACGUUAACAACUGUGAACAAGCAGUUAACCACUUAGAUGAUGUACAAAUGGUUGAGGGCGUUCCGAGUUCCGAAAGUCUGAAAGUAAAACGAGAAUGCGAAGAGAAUGGACAUCAUUUAGCCUGGGAAAUAGACUUUAAUGAUACGGCAGAAAAGAAAAAAGUGAAAAGGAAAUCAGGGAUUCCUUCAUUAAACAACCUCUCAGCCAAAGAUAUCUCCAUGGAAACGACGCCUUACAUUCCACCACAGGUUACAGCAUCGCUGGAAGAAAUAGCCGACCGUCGAGUUUUAGAUAACAAGAGAUGGUGUUGUGUGAGUCGUCCCCAGUAUCGCACGUCGUGUGGCCUGUCUUCCCUCGUGUCGUGCUGGAACUAUCUCUUCAGCACCCUCGGCCAUGGAAGUCAUCCACCAGUGACACAAGAAGAAGUCCUCACGAUUCUGGCCUUCAAACCUCCUUUCAGUGAAAUCAGAUUUGGACCCUUCACAGGAAAUCUCACACUAAUGAAAUGGUUCCGCAAACUGAAUGACCACUUCAAGACAAAGGGACGAUGUUAUUUCCUGUACAAACCAAACGGCAAGAACAAAACCUAUGGAAUAAGCUCCACUGAGGCUCUGGUAUCUCUGAAGAAAGGACUCAAAGAUUCUGGGAUGACUUUUAUAUACCACUGCAACAAUCACUAUUUCUGUCCCAUUGGAUACGAAGAUUCGCCAUUAGAUUGUGAGAAAGCGUACAGUGGUCGAUUAGCCCAGGAUGAUGUUGAAACGUGGAUUUACAUUGGUGACACGAGUAGAAAACAUCCUUGUCUUCAUUGUAAGAGGUGGUCUGACAUCUGCACCGAUCUCAACUGUAAGAGUCCGGAAUUCCUCAACAUUCGACAGUUAUGGAAGGGAGUCCAGAAGCGGAACACUAAGAAAGCUGGUGGCAAUCUGCACUGUAUCAUGACGUUCCAGCAAAGCCAAAACCUCGGACCAAAACGAACUCUGAUCCCACGUGUGUCCAAUCUUCCCAUACGAAGAACUAGCAGCAACAGUUCUGGUGGAGAGGGCGAUGGAGUUAAGUCCCCCGGUGGCCUGGUUGGGAGGGUGAAAGAAGAGGAGGAAUUUAACAAGUAUGAGGAGGAAGACAUUGAAAGUGGCUGUGAUGAUGAUGAAGAAGAAGAAGAAGAGUAAAAUGUGAAAUUUGAUAUUUGAGAUUUUGUAAUUCACAACUUGUGUCAAACCUGACCGAAUCUUGUGAAAACAAAACCUUCAGCUAAAUUAUGUUUUUGACAAGAUUUUUGUGGCUAUUUGUUUCAUACAACUGGAUUUCUGCAGCAUUUAAAUGCUCAAUGAAUGGAUGGAUAGAUGGAUGGAUGGGUGAAUGGGUGGAUGGACAGAUAUAUGGACGGACAAAUGGACUGUUAAAUAGACUAGACUGAUAAAUGGACAAAUUUAAGGAUGGAAUUAUGGAUGCUUGGGAAGGAUUGAUGGGUGGGUGGGUGGGUGGGUGGAUAGAUGGAUGGAUGGACAUAUGGACAGACAAAUGGAAUAUUAAAUAGACUAGACAGAUAAAUGGACAAAUUUAAGGAUGGACUUAUGGAUGCUUGGGAAGGAUUGAUGUAUGGAUGGAUGGAUGUAUGGACAGAUAUAUGGACAGACAAAUGGAAUAUUAAAUAGACUAGACAGAUAAAUGGACAAAUUUAAGGAUGGACUUAUGGAUGCUUGGGAGGG
Molecule: messenger RNA, 2671 nt
Organism: Gigantopelta aegis
Lineage: Eukaryota; Metazoa; Mollusca; Gastropoda; Neomphalida; Peltospiridae
Exons: 9
Coding region: 161-2131 (656 amino acids)
Biological process (GO): nucleotide-excision repair
Cellular component (GO): nucleus
Molecular function (GO): DNA endonuclease activity; single-stranded DNA binding
Source: RefSeq, a predicted model, not a curated record